AUGCUUAUAAAUCCAUAUAUACCCAGUAAAAAAAAUAAAAAAAAAAGGUCACCAAAUAAUACCACUACAACAAAUUCUCUUUUAACUUCAACACCAACUUCAAGUAAAUUGACAAUUCAACCAGAAGAAAAUGAAAGAGAUUUACAAAUAAAAAAAACUUAUGAAAACUUUUAUACAGAAUUUCCAACAUUAAAAGAAAUUUAUCGUAAUAAUAAUAAUAAUACCAAAAAUAAUAAUAAUAACAAUUGUAAUAAUAUAACAACAACUACAACUACAAAUACAAAUACAAAUACAAAUACUACAACAACUACAACAACUACAACUACAAAUAUAAUAAAUAAUAAUAAUAAUAAUUUUAUAAAUAAUGAUAAAUAUUUUAAAAAGAAUUUAGAAGGUAUUAAAUCAAAGAUAAAUAAAAAUUUUAAAGAAAUUUGUGAAAAGAAAUUUUGUAAUUGUGAUAGUAAAUUUAUUGCAUGUUAUUGUGAAACUGCAAAGUUAAGAGCAAGACAAUCACCAGAAUCACAACGUGAAAUGGAAAAGUUGGCAGAGUUUAAAGAGAGUUUCAAAGAUCCUGCUACCAAUUGGAAGAAAAGAGAUAUUCUAUACUAUUGUUUCAUUCAAAGAGAUAACGAAGUGCCUUUGAUUUGGGAGUUUAUUGAAAACAUUUGUUUAUACUAUCGAUUGUCCUAUGGCGCAAUGUUGGAUAUCGGCUGCGGUUUGGGAAGAAUGUUUUCCGAAUACGACCGGUCGAAAUUUGAAAUCAUUGAAGCGUUCGAGCCUGACGAAGAUUAUUAUAACUUUGCAUACGACUAUUCAAAAAAUACUUGCGACCGUGUCGAUGUCUAUAGAGUUGGUUUCUUGGAUAUGAACAUAACCGAACGUUAUGAUAUGAUCAUUAGUAUUCAUGGCCCAUUACAAUACCUAAACAAAUUGGAUGACAGAAUUAUGGCCAUGAAAAAACUUUAUGAUGCUUGUAAACCUGGUGGCAUCGUAUUGAUUGAUAUCUCAAAUUUCAUGUGUGGUCUUUCAAAUAUAAUGAAUAGUAAACAACAGAAAAUGUUAAUCAAUGGUAGUCAAGUAGUUAGAACUAGUACUGUUCACACCGAUACUUUCAAUGGUCUUUGGUGUGUUGAUGAUAUCUUUUAUUCCAUUGGCAAUGAAUCCUCUUUUUAUGGUGGUGGUACAAAUACAAAUGGCGGUGGUGGUAACGCCAAUCAAACCAAAAUACAAUUGGAAGAUGAUAGUGUUCACUAUAGUAAUGGUCAUUUAAUGGUCGAAGAAUUAACUUUUGCAAUCAUUUCAAAAUCAGAACUUCAACUACUCUUCAUUUCUUCUGGUUUUAUCAAUAUAAAAUCAAGCUCUUAUUGGAAUUUUGAUUCAUUCUUGGAAGAUGGUGGAAAAACUAAUCAACAAGGUGCUCGUAUUAUUAUGGUUGGUCAAAAACCACUUUCAUAA
Dictyostelium discoideum AX4 is the source of this 1455-nucleotide messenger RNA. RefSeq lists its product as hypothetical. The transcript has a single exon. NCBI's taxonomy places the organism in Eukaryota, Evosea, Eumycetozoa, Dictyosteliales, Dictyosteliaceae. The record is from RefSeq and is a predicted model, not a curated record. The coding region runs from base 1 to 1455 and encodes 484 amino acids.